CCCUCGUCUCAGCCAAUGAGCGGCCACCCUGUGUCCUCGCGGGCAGACCCACGUGUUCGUCCGGACGGCUAUCCUGCGCUUGGUCGGCGGCGGCGGUUCACUCGCGGUGCGGCGGUUGUCGGGUUCGUCUGGCCUCGAAACGUGCGACACGAUUUCAAGUUACAAGGAGAAACCAUGCCAUCAGUUCCUCUGUCCAAAGACUCGCCCAUCGGCACAGUGUGCCCUCACUCUGCUAAGAUGCUCAACCACACCAACGGAGAGGCCAAACUGCGAGAGCCUCUGUUCCCUCUGAACGGGGUGGACAAGUUGACCUCUGCAGAGGAUGGCAAGCCGGGUAACCGCGACAUCCAGCUCAACGGCAAAAACACCUCGCCUGAGCGGAAAUGGAUCCGGCCGGACCUUCCCAGCCGCUGCACGUGGAGCCUGGGCGCCUCCAAAGCGGACUCCCCCCAUCCCCAGGUCUCCAGACCGCCGACGCACAGCAUUCUCCCCAACAUCCUACACAGGAUCGGGGACACUCCGUUGGUGCGGAUCAACAAGAUCCCCAAAGCCUUUGGUCUCAAGUGUGAAUUAUUGGCCAAGUGUGAGUACUUCAACGCUGGUGGAAGUGUGAAGGACAGAAUCAGUCUGAGGAUGGUGGAAGACGCUGAGCGGGAUGGACUCCUCAAGCCCGGGGACACCAUCAUCGAGCCCACGUCCGGAAACACGGGUAUUGGCCUCGCUCUGGCGGCUGCUGUCAAAGGCUACCGCUGCAUUAUUGUCAUGCCAGAGAAGAUGAGCAUGGAGAAGGUUGACGUGCUGAGAGCUCUGGGAGCUGAAAUUGUCCGCACACCAACCAGCGCUCGCUUUGACUCCCCCGAGUCACACGUGGGCGUGGCCUGGCGCCUUAAGAACGAGAUCCCCAACUCUCACAUUCUGGACCAGUACCGUAACCCCAGCAACCCUCUGGCCCACUACGACACCACAGCAGAGGAGAUCCUGCAGCAGUGCGACGGUAAACUGGACAUGCUGGUGGCAGGUGCCGGCACCGGGGGUACCAUCACCGGCAUCGCCCGAAAGUUAAAGGAGCGCUGCCCGAAUAUUAAGAUCGUCGGAGUCGACCCUGAAGGCUCCAUCCUCGCUGAGCCCGAGGUACUCAACAAGACUGACAAGACUCAGUAUGAGGUUGAAGGUAUCGGAUACGACUUCAUCCCCACGGUGCUGGACAGAUCUGUGAUCGACACUUGGUACAAGUCCAAUGAUGAGGAGUCCUUCAACAUGUCCCGAAUGCUGAUCAGAGACGAGGGUCUGCUCUGUGGGGGCAGCUCUGGAACCGCCAUGGCAGCAGCCGUGAAUGUGGCCAAAGAGCUGAAGGAGGGCCAGCGCUGUGUGGUCAUUCUGCCCGAUUCAAUCCGAAAUUACAUGUCCAAAUUUCUGAGUGACAAGUGGAUGGUCCAGAAGGGUUUUCUGCGGGAGGAGGACUUGAUGGUGAAGAAACCCUGGUGGUGGAACCUCAACGUUCAGAGUCUGAACCUCUCGGCCCCUCUCACUGUCUUGCCAACCGUCAGCUGUCAGAAGACCAUUUCCAUCCUCAAAGACAAAGGCUUCGACCAGGCUCCUGUGGUGGACGAGUCGGGGUUGAUCCUCGGCAUGGUCACUUUGGGGAACAUUUUGGCCUCCAUCCUGGCUGGGAAGAUCAAGCUGUCCGAUCCUGUCAGCAAAGUUAUCUACAAGCAGUUCAAACAGAUUCGUCUCAAUGAUAAUUUGGGCAAGCUGUCACGAAUCCUGGAGACGGAUCACUUUGCACUGGUGGUGCACGAGCAGAUCCAAUACUUGACGGAUGGCUCCUCCAGUCUGAAGCAGAUGGUCUUCGGUGUGGUGACUGCGGUUGAUCUGCUCAACUUUGUUACCGGAAGAGAGAGGCGGGAGAGGUCAAUGUCGGAAUCCACAGAUGAGCUGUAACCUUCCUCCAAAUCCAAUGAUUGACACAAUUGGUCUCAAGACGACUUCAAAGUCUCUGAUUUAUAUCGGAUUUUAUGAAAGCAAUGGUUUCGAUUUUUCAGUCUUAAUGUAUCAGUUAAGAGAUUUGUUUACGCGCACGCCUCUUGUUUUAAGAUAAGUUUACGUCUUUAUUAUUUUUUUUUUAGUUUGUGCUUUGGAGCAGGUAUUUUACAAGUUUAUAUUUUAUAUAUAUUCAGCUUUAAAGGCCACGACUCGGUGGAGUUUGUUACGCUGUGGCGGUGUGUCAACAUGCUAUACGAGUACUCAACAAUAUUAAGGCAGAUAUUAGGUGUAAAUAAACAUCUCACGCUCUCAUGGUCUAGCUACACAUGAUUCCCCUUCUCGCAGAAUGUUUGGUGGUGUUUAUCUUUUUUGAUUAUUUUAAACUUGGAUAUUUUACCAGGCCUGUUGGAUGCAUUUUUGUCAUUGUGAAGAAAUGAAUAAAGGUUCAAACAAAA
Messenger RNA from Synchiropus splendidus (mandarinfish), 2438 nucleotides. It is a transcript of the gene cbsa, whose product is annotated as cystathionine beta-synthase a. NCBI's taxonomy places the organism in Eukaryota, Metazoa, Chordata, Actinopteri, Syngnathiformes, Callionymidae. Gene Ontology annotation, molecular function: cystathionine beta-synthase activity; cysteine synthase activity. Bases 16 to 1941 code for a protein of 641 amino acids. The record is from RefSeq and is a predicted model, not a curated record. The transcript is spliced from 15 exons. Gene Ontology annotation, cellular component: cytoplasm.